UAUCGAGGCCGUUUUCUAGCCUUUGCUUCUUUACCUCACCAGAGCUUCCAAGGAGAAGAAGACACAGACCUACAGCAUGCUGGGUUUUGGCGGGAAAUCUCUUAUCCAUGUCGUUUCGGGAGUCGGGGGGAACGGGGUUGGCCGAGUUCUAGCUGCCAUGGCUGCUGCUCUGUUGAUCCGCUUGUUUUCAGGACCCGGACCAGUUCUCUUGCCUGCAAACGACGCUGAAGAUGGCGGCGGCGAGAUGGACGAUGACGGAGACGAAGACGCAGCUUCGACCCCUGGGAAAGUUCGUCCCAUCACCAUACGUUGGAAGAACAUCACGUGCUCCCUUUCGGAUAAGUCUUUCAAAUCGGUGCGAUUCCUGCUCAAAAAUGUGAGCGGGGAAGCAAAACCUGGGAGGUUGCUUGCAAUAAUGGGUCCAUCUGGAUCUGGCAAGACAACACUGCUCAAUGUUCUCGCUGGUCAGCUUAACGCAUCACCACGUUUGCAUUUAUCGGGCCGUUUGGACAUCAACGGGGAACCGAGCUCGAACAAAGCUUAUAAGUUUGCAUUUGUGAGACAGGAGGACUUGUUCUUCUCGCAGCUGACAGUGAGGGAAACGCUUUCUAUUGCAACAGAGCUUCAGCUUCGGGAGAUCUCUUCGGAGGAGGAGAGAGACAUGUAUGUAGACAACCUUUUGUUCAAACUGGGUCUGGUCAGCUGUGCAGAUUCGUGUGUUGGUGAUGCAAAAGUCCGUGGGAUCAGCGGUGGAGAAAAGAAGCGUUUGUCGCUGGCAUGUGAAUUGAUCGCUAGUCCGUCUGUAAUAUUUGCUGAUGAACCCACAACCGGGCUUGAUGCAUUCCAGGCUGAGAAAGUGAUGGAGACAUUAAGACAGCUUGCACAAGAUGGGCACACUGUAAUCUGCUCGAUACACCAGCCUAGGGGUUCUGUAUAUGCUAAAUUCGAUGACAUUGUGUUGCUUACAGAGGGAGCACUUCUCUAUGCUGGUCCUGCAGGCAAAGAACCUCUGACAUACUUUGGGAACUUCGGGUUCCUUUGCCCAGAUCAUGUGAACCCUGCCGAAUUUCUGGCUGAUCUUAUGUCCAUUGACUAUAGUUCUUCUGAGAGCGUCUAUUCUUCUCAGAAGAGAGUACAUGCCCUCAUUGAUGCGUUUGCGGAGCUUUCAUCGUCCGUCGUUUAUGCCACCCCGCUUGGCAAAGGAGAACAAACCAGAAAUUCCGUGAGAUCUCACAAGAAAACCAUUGUUAAGAAGAAAGGUGAUUGGUGGAGGCAGUUCUUCUUGCUACUUAAACGUGCUUGGAUGCAGGCUUCUCGAGAUGGGCCCACAAACAAAGUCCGUGCAAGAAUGUCUGUAGCAUCUGCUCUGAUAUUUGGAUCAGUUUUCUGGAGAAUUGGGAAAUCUCAGACAUCAAUUCAAGACCGAAUGGGUUUGCUUCAGGUGGCUGCAAUAAACACAGCUAUGGCGGCUCUUACAAAGACAGUCGGCUUGUUCCCUAAAGAGCGUGCGAUUGUGGACAGAGAACGUGCAAAAGGAUCUUAUUCUUUAGGCCCUUACUUGCUCUCCAAAUUAAUAGCUGAAAUCCCUGUUGGGGCUGCAUUUCCCUUGAUGUUUGGUGCUGUGCUAUACCCCAUGUCACGUCUAAAUCCUACUUUGUCAAGAUUUGGAAAGUUUUGUGGGGUAGUGACUGUGGAGUCCUUUGCCGCGUCUGCAAUGGGUCUAACCGUCGGGGCUAUGGUCCCGACCACAGAGGCUGCAAUGGCAGUGGGACCAUCGCUCAUGACAGUUUUCAUUGUGUUUGGAGGAUACUACGUCAAUGCAGACAGCACUCCGAUCAUCUUCCGCUGGAUUCCCCGUGUUUCUCUUAUCAGAUGGGCCUUCCAGGGACUCUGUAUCAAUGAAUUCAGAGGCCUUCGGUUUGACCAUCAGAACCCAUUUGACAUCCAAACCGGAGAACAGGUGCUGGAAAGGCUUUCCUUUGGAGGAAGCCGGAUAAGGGAGACGAUAACAGCUCAAACCAGGAUCCUACUGUUCUGGUAUUGCACCACCUACCUUCUCCUCCAGAAGAACAAACCCAAGUAUCAGAAGCUUGAGGAACUGCAACUGGAGCCUCUGGAAGGAACAGAAGGUCAUGACCCUUCUGCCCAUCAAGUGGAGCCACACCCAGAUGAUGGUGAACCACAGCAACCUGACGACCAAAUCCGUCCGUUUAUACUGGAAGGUACCAACACUCAGUGAAGAAGGAUUCAUCUCCACCGCAGCGGUCGCGUUUCGUGUUCCGUGAUGCUUUCAUUACGCUGCCUAUGGAAAUAAAUAAAUGAAAAAAGAUUGUUUUGCA
Tarenaya hassleriana is the source of this 2339-nucleotide messenger RNA. Its product is annotated as ABC transporter G family member 7. The transcript is spliced from 12 exons. Gene Ontology annotation, molecular function: ATP hydrolysis activity; ATP binding; ABC-type transporter activity. The coding region runs from base 77 to 2239 and encodes 720 amino acids. Lineage: Eukaryota; Viridiplantae; Streptophyta; Magnoliopsida; Brassicales; Cleomaceae. Gene Ontology annotation, cellular component: membrane. The record is from RefSeq and is a predicted model, not a curated record.